UGAAAUGGACCAUAGACAAAUCUCCCAAGGGAAACUAAAUCUGAGUCCUGGGAACACACUGGGACAUAUUCAACCCAAGCCUCAGGAGAGAGAGCAAUGGUCCAGUAAGAUAGAGUUCAUCUUGGCGGUGGCCGGACACAUAGUUGGUCUGGGAAAUGUUUGGAGGUUUCCAUACCUUUGCUACAAGAAUGGAGGAGGAGCUUUCUUCAUUCCCUACGUUUUGUUUUUGUUUACCUGUGGCAUCCCUCUCUUCUUCCUGGAAACGUCUUUGGGACAGUUCACCAGUCAGGGUGGAAUUACAUGUUGGAGAAAAAUCUGCCCUCUUUUUGAAGGCUUGGGAUAUGGAAGCCAAGUGGUUGUGUUGUACACAGGGGUUUAUUACAUCAUCAUACUGGCUUGGACUUUUCUCUACCUGUUUUCAUCCUUCAAGACUGAGCUUCCAUGGGUGAGCUGUAAUAAUACUUGGAAUACAGAAUUUUGUUUUCAGCACAGCGAUAAUCAAACAUCCCAGGACCUGUUUGGAAAUGCUACAUCUUCAGUUGUGGAAUUUUGGGAGAGGAGAAUCUUGGGGCUGUCUGAUGGAAUUGAUAAGAUCGGAAAUAUUCGAUGGGACCUGGCCCUCUGUCUUCUUCUUGCUUGGGUAUUGUGCUAUUUUUGUGUCUGGAACGGUGUGAAGACCACAGGAAAGGUGGUGUACUUCACUGCCACAUUUCCAUAUCUGAUGUUGGCUGUGCUGCUCGUUCGGGGUCUUACUUUACCAGGAGCUAAAGAAGGCAUUAUGUUCUACCUCUACCCAGACCCAUCACGCCUCACUGACCCAGAGGUAUGGAUGGAUGCUGGCAGCCAAAUCUUCUACUCCUAUGGAGUUUGCACUGGGGUUCUGACUUCAUUAGGAAGUUAUAACAAGUACAGCAACAACUGCUAUAGGGACUGUGUUUACCUGUGCCUGUUGAACAGUUUAACUAGCUUUGUUGCUGGUUUUGCUAUCUUCUCUGUGCUUGGUUUCAUGGCUAAGGAGCAAGGAGUGGAUAUAUCAAUGGUGGCUGAAUCAGGUCCAGGCUUGGCAUUUAUUGCUUAUCCUCGAGCUGUGGCUUUAAUGCCACUUCCUCAGCUUUGGGCAAUUUUCUUCUUCAUCAUGAUCAUCUUCUUAGGAUUAGACAGUGAGUUUGUAUAUCAGGAGGCCAUGGUCACAACCAUCUCCGACAUGUAUCCUUCCAUCUUUCAAAACACCUGUUGCCGAAAACUUCUUCUUCUUGCAAUCUGUGCUGGAGGUUUCUUAGCUGGCCUUGUGAUGGUAACUGAGGGAGGCCUUUAUAUUUUCCAGUUAUUUGAUUACUAUGCCUGCAGUGGGAUGACACUUCUACUUUUUGCCAUACUUCAGUCUGUCUGUAUCGGAUGGGUUUAUGGUGCAGAUCGUCACUAUGAUAAUAUACAGGAUAUGAUUGGAUAUCGUCCCUGGCCAUUUAUGAAAUACUGUUGGAAAUACUUCACGCCAGCUAUCUGCAUUUGCACAUUUCUCUUCUCAUUGGUUAAAUAUACUCCUCUUAAAUUUAACAACACCUAUGAAUACCCAUGGUGGGGAUACGUCAUUGGAGGAUUCUUUACGCUCUCUUCAACAUUAAUGGUUCCACUGUGGAUGCUGUAUGCUGUGUGCGUCACUCCUGGAACACUAACACAGAGAAUCAAACUCCUGUGCACACCGGCAAAGAUCUUUCCUGCUUCAAAAGUGAAAAUGAAUAUUGAAGCAUUUCAGACUUUUACAGGCUUCUACACACUUCGAAAUACAGAGAAUCUGGAUGAAAAUGACGACAUAACUCAGAGGACAUCUAUCAUUUAAAUGGGGAGAGAAAAAAGAGAGAAAAACAAUCCAAACAGUGAACAAUACAGAAUCAACAGUUUUACUUGACAACCAAAACACUGCAAUAUACAAAUAUAUAUGUGCUCUCCAUUUAAGUAAGAUGCCUUGACCGUGAACAAAUCGUGGCAUUGACAGUGAUGGAUUGCAUCAAUCAUGGCCUUUGGUUAAAGACUUGGUCCAGGACUACAGUG
Molecule: messenger RNA, 2049 nt
Organism: Cololabis saira (Pacific saury)
Lineage: Eukaryota; Metazoa; Chordata; Actinopteri; Beloniformes; Belonidae
Gene: slc6a22.2
Product: solute carrier family 6 member 22, tandem duplicate 2
Exons: 14
Coding region: 5-1837 (610 amino acids)
Biological process (GO): sodium ion transmembrane transport
Cellular component (GO): membrane
Source: RefSeq, a predicted model, not a curated record